AUGAGUCCGUUGAACCGAAUCAACCGCAUCGCCUCGCACAUCUGCCCGCCCGCGUCGACCAGCGAUGGUGGGCUCAGCAUGAACGUCACGCGCGCCAAGGGCAGCAGCGGCGGAUUCAAGGUCGCCGUGUUGGGCGCAGCGGGUGGCAUCGGGCAGCCGCUGUCGCUGCUGCUUAAAAUGAAUCCGCUUGUAUCGGUGCUGCACCUGUACGAUGUGUUCAACACGCCCGGCGUCACGGCCGACCUCAGCCACACCAGCACCUCCGCCGUCGUGCGCGGGUUCCUGGGCAAUGACCAGCUGGGCGCGGCGCUAGACGGAAUGGACUUGGUGAUCAUCCCCGCGGGCGUGCCGCGCAAGCCGGGCAUGACGCGCGACGACCUGUUCAAGAUCAACGCCGGCAUCGUCAAGACGCUCUGCGAGGGAAUCGCGAAGCACUGCCCGCGCGCCGUCGUGAACAUUAUCAGCAACCCGGUGAACUCGACGGUCGCGAUCGCCGCGGAGGUGUUCCGGCGCGCGGGGACGUACGAUCCGCGCAAGCUGAUGGGCGUCACGACGCUCGACGUGGUCCGCGCCAACACCUUCGUGGCGGAGGUGCUGGGGCUGAAUCCCGAGGAAGUGAACGUGCCAGUGGUGGGCGGCCAUGCAGGCAUCACCAUCCUGCCGCUGCUCUCGCAGGUGACACCUGCGGUGAGCUUCAGCCAGGAGGAGCUAGACCAACUGACCAACAGAAUCCAAAACGGAGGCACGGAGGUCGUCGAGGCCAAAGCCGGCGCUGGUUCUGCCACCCUGUCCAUGGCGUAUGCAGCGGCCAAGUUCGCGCAGGCGUGUCUACGGGCCAUGCGGGGGGAGGCGGGCAUUGUGGAGUGCGCCUUCGUGCAAUCCACGGUGACGGAGCUGCCAUUCUUUGCCUCUCGAGUGGUGCUGGGGCGGCAAGGAGUGGAGGAGGUGCUAGGGCUAGGGCCCAUGACUCAGUAUGAGCGCCCUACCUCACGUGCCCGCAUUGUCCUUCUGUCAUCCUCAAUUCGCGCGGCGCGUCCUCCUCCCAACACGCCGUUUCCUCCUCGUCCGCGCUCAAUGACCGGCGCCGAUCCUUCCACCGCAGCCCCCGCGCCCGCGGAGGCGAGCGCGGCCAGCGCAGGCGGGGAGAAUGCGGAGCAACAGAGCGCGGGGGAGGCGGGGGCGGAGCAGGUGGUGACGCCGUGGGAGGUGUCGUCCGGGGGCGGUAUCGACUACAACAAGCUUAUCGAGCAGUUCGGCUGCCAGCGCCUCGAACCCCCGCUUGUAUCGCGUAUGGAGAAGCUCACCGGCGUGCGCGCGCACCCGUUCCUCCGCCGCGGCAUCUUCUUCGCGCACCGCGACUUCGACAAGAUUCUAGACGCCGUGGAGAAGGGAGAGCGGUUCUACCUGUACACGGGGCGAGGCCCCUCGUCCGAGGCGCUGCACCUGGGUCACCUCAUCCCCUUCAUGUUCACCAAGUGGCUUCAAGAGGCCUUUAAAGUCCCUCUGGUCAUCCAACUGACCGACGACGAGAAGUAUCUGUGGAAGAGCAUGAGUGUGGAGGAGGCACGGCGGCUGGCGAGGGAGAACGCCAAGGACAUCAUUGCGUGCGGGUUUGACGUUUCACGGACCUUCAUCUUCUGUGACUUUGACUAUGUGGGCGGGGACUUCUAUCAAAACAUUGUGAAGAUCGCUCGAUGUGUCACUCUCAACCAGGCACGGGGCAUCUUUGGAUUCGACGGUGAGGAUUGCAUCGGCAAAGUGGGCUUCCCUCCCGUUCAGGCUGCCCCAGCGUGCCCCUCGUCCUUCCCGCACCUGUUCGGCCGCAAGAACGAAGUGCGCUGCCUCAUCCCCCACGCCAUCGACCAGGACCCCUAUUUCCGCAUGACACGUGACUGUGCUCCGCGCCUGGGCUUCCACAAGCCCGCACUCAUCGAGUCGCGCUUCUUCCCCGCCCUGCAGGGCGAGAGUGGCAAGAUGAGCGCCAGUGACCCCAACUCGGCUGUCUUUGUCACGGACUCGCCCAAGGAGAUAAAGAACAAGAUCAACCGCUAUGCCUUCUCAGGCGGUGGAGCAACCAUUGAGGAGCACCGAGCCAAGGGGGCGAACCUGGAGGUGGACGUGCCAGUGAAGUACCUGUCCUUCUUCCUGGACGACGACAUUGAGCUGGAGCACAUCAAAACGGAGUACGGGGCAGGGCGAAUGCUGACAGGGGAGGUGAAGGGGCGGCUGGUGGAGGUGUUAACUGCCAUGGUGGAGCGCCAUCAGAAGGCACGCGCACUUGUCACUGAUGAGCUUGUCGGGAGUUAUCUUAUCCUCCAUCUGUCCCCCAUUCAUCUGUCCCAUCUCAUCUGCCCCAUCUCAUCUGCCCCACCUCAUCUGCCCCACCUCAUCUGCCCCACCUCAUCUGCCCCACCUCAUCUGCCCUCAUCAUCUUAUCCCCUCCCAUGCACACAGAUGGUGGAUGCAUUUAUGGCAGUGCGGCCCAUGCCACACAUGUUCAGCUAG
Molecule: messenger RNA, 2505 nt
Organism: Closterium sp. Naga37s-1
Lineage: Eukaryota; Viridiplantae; Streptophyta; Zygnematophyceae; Desmidiales; Closteriaceae
Source: the annotation of a GenBank genome assembly